This is a messenger RNA of Indicator indicator, 2044 nucleotides long. RefSeq names its product SNW domain-containing protein 1-like. Gene Ontology annotation, cellular component: spliceosomal complex. Lineage: Eukaryota; Metazoa; Chordata; Aves; Piciformes; Indicatoridae. The record is from RefSeq and is a predicted model, not a curated record. Gene Ontology annotation, biological process: mRNA splicing, via spliceosome.
UUUACCUUUAGUGAAAUAAAGCCUCUCUCCACCACUGCCUGGCUCCUGAGAAGACAACAGAGGCCUCAAGAUGAUGCUCACCAGCUUUUUGCCAGCUCCAACUCAGCUGUCUCCAGACCAGCUAAAGCUAGAAGAAAGAGCAAGACCUCAAAGACAUGGGCAGGCUGCUCUAGUAUCAUCACCAAGGGAACCUCCCCACUAUGGUUACCGGAAAGGAUGGAUACCACGGGUCCUAGAAGACUUUGGAGAUGGGGGUGCUUUUCCAGAAAUCCAUGUGGCCCAGUACCCAUUGGAUAUGGGACGGGAGAAGAAAAUGUCCAACGCUUUGUCUGUUCAGGUGGACGCAGAAGGGAAAAUAAAAUAUGACGCAGUCGCUCGACAGGGGCAAUCCAAGGACAAGGUCGUUUACAGCAGAUGUGCUGCCCUUGUGCCAAAAGAGGUCACGAGCCUGGAUGAUCCUGAACUGCAAAGACCAGAUGAGGAGGUGAUUAGAGAGAUAACAGAGAAGACAACAGCAGCCUUGGAGAAAUCGGUCUCCCAGAAAGUUGCAGCCGCCAUGCCAGUUCGAGCAGCCGUCAGACCAGCUCCUGCGCAGUACAUUCGGUACACACCAUCUCAGCAAGGCGCUGCCUUCAACUCCGGGGCAAAACAGAGACUCAUUUGCAUGGUGGAAAUGCAGAAGGACCCUCUGGAGCCCCCAAGGUUCAAAAUUAACAAGAAGAUUCCAUGGGGACCACCUUCUCCUCCAGUACCCAUAAUGCACUCCCCUAGUAGAAAGAUAACUGUGAAAGAGCAGCAAGAGUGGAAGAUUCCUCCAUGCAUUUCGAACUGGAAAAAUACAAAGGGUUACACUGUUCCACUAGAUAAGCGUCUGGCUGCAGAUGGCAGAGGGCUGCAGACUGUUCAUAUCAAUGAAAACUUUGCCAAGCUUGCUGAGGCUCUCUAUAUAGCUGACAGAAAGGCUUGUGAGGCAGUAGAGAUGCGUGCCCAGAUGGAGAGGAAGAUGGCUCAGAAAGAAAAGGAAAAACGUCAGGCAAAGCUCUGAGAAAUGGCUCAGAAAGCCAGGGAGAGGAGAGCAGGGAUCAAAAGCCAUGCUGAAAAAGAAGCCAGAGAAGCCAGAGAAAGAGAUGAAAUUAGACAUGACCAGCACAAAGAGAGGCAGCAUAACAGAAAUCUUUCCAGAGCAGCCCCUGACAAAAGGUCAAAGCUGCAGAGAAAUGAGAACAGAGACAUCAGUGAAGUUAUUGCCCUAGGGGUACCCAAGCCCAGGCCAUCUAAGGAAAUCCAGUAUGACCAGAGGCUGUUCAACCAAAGCAAGGGUUUGGACAGUGGCUUUGCUGGAGGAGAGGAUGAAAUUUAUAAUGUUUAUGACCAGCCUUGGAGACGUGGCAAGUCUAUGGCCAAAAACAUCUACAGACCAACUAAAAAUCUGGACAAGGACAUGUAUGGUGAUGAUCUAGAGGCUCGAAUAAAGAACAACAGUUUGUUUCUGAAAGAGAGUUUUCUAACUCAGAUCAUAAUAGGAGAGGGAGGGCCAGAGAUGGUCCAGUUCAACCUGAAGAGGAUCCAUUUGGUUUGGACAAGUUUCUGGAAGAAGCUAAGCAACAUGGUGAUUCUAAACAGCCAUCAGACAGCAGCUGUCCUAAAGAACAUGAGCAUGAGAGCAAAAAGAGGAGGAAGGACCGAAUGCCUCUGCUCCUUGAGAGGCAGAGAAAUGGACUACAAGCUUGGACUUGACACAGAAGUAUCUGAUAAAGGCUUUAAGGGAAAAAAACCCAGCAAAAGUCGCAGCGGCAGCACAGAAAACGACCCGAGCGGCAUCGGCAGCAGAGAAAGUGACCCGAGCGGCAUCGGCAGCAGAGAAAACGACCCGAGCGGCAUCGGCAGCAGAGAAAACGACCCGAGCGGCAUCGGCAGCAGAGAAAACGACCCGAGCGGCAUCGGCAGCAGAGAAAGUGACCCGAGAGGCAUGAGCAGCAGAAGCGUCGGCAGCCGCCCCUGCAAAGAGGCUUCCCCCCGCCGCUUCUCCGAGCAAGAAAGUUAA